Messenger RNA from Spirometra erinaceieuropaei, 21769 nucleotides. Lineage: Eukaryota; Metazoa; Platyhelminthes; Cestoda; Diphyllobothriidea; Diphyllobothriidae. The record is from the annotation of a GenBank genome assembly.
AUGUACAAGGCCGUCAUCCUGUCGACGCUACUGCAUGGAGCGGAGACUUGGACGGUGCACACAAAGCAGGCACGCCGUCUGAACCACUUCUACCUCAGUUGUCUUCGUCGCAUCCUGAGGCUGUACUGGCAGGACCGAAUUCCCGACACUUAUGUGCUCGAGCGGACGGGAAUCGUCAGCAUCUACGCCAUACUGAGGCAAAUGCAACUGCGUUGGAGCGGCCACCUGGUGCGCAUGGACGACGAGCGACUACCCAAACGACUCUUCUACGGAGACGUCGCGACGGGUUCUCGCCGCCAAGGAGGCCAAAUUCGCCGAUACAAGGAUACGCUGAAGUCCUCCCUGAAGCGUCUGCAAAUAAACCCGACCACCUGGGAAGAACUCGUCCGCGAUAGGCCGACCUGGAGGAGGACAGUGAAGACAGGCGCUGCAAUCUUCGAAACCAACCGCAUCGCUGCCGCCAAAGCGAAACGUGAAGCCCGCAAAUCACAGCUGCGCCCAGUACGCAACGCCGACGCACAACCGCCUCUAACGUGUCCUCGAUGCCAACGGAUAUUCCGGGCACGAAUUUGACUCAUUGGACACCUUCGGAUCAUAUGCACCUCUCGGACCGCACCCACCGUCGCCCCUCCGCCAGCCUCUCCCCCGUCCACUCCGUCGCCAACUAACUCUGACUCUUCUUCCGAGCCACCAAUUCCAUCCUUAUCCCCCUCCUCCUCCACUGCCCCAACGACGGCUGCUCAGGCGACUGUCACGCACGACAACACCCCACACAUUCCCGACAAGACUACAAACACCACGCCUACAACCUCCGGCACCAGAGGUGAGGGCCAGGGCUACACCUGUCCUCACUGCGACCGCACCUUCACCUCACGCAUCGGCCUGGUCGGUCACUUGCGAAUCCAUCGCACAGAGACUGGCGAACCAGUGCCUGGAGCAGCAACCUACACCCACCAGUCUCGCCUCCACUGCCCACACUGCCUAUUCGGCCACAUGCGCAUCCACGAGAGCGGAACUGACCGCCGCCCCGACUCACUCAUCCCGCCAAACCCCACCCCCCUUCAUCACCCUGUGAGCCCACCACCGUCAUCACAGCUGACACCAGCACCACCGACUUCACGGACCCACACUUUCCACGCACAUUCACCUCUCGCAUCGGCCUGGUCGGCCACUUGCGUCUCCAUCGCACAGAGACUGGCAAACCAGUGCCUGGAGCACCAACCUAUACCCACCAAGCUCGCCUUCACUGCCGACAUUGCUCUCGCACUUUUAGGCAUCACAUGGGCCUAUUCGGGCACAUGCGCAUCCACGAGAGCGGAAUUGAACGCAGUCCCGAAACAGCCACCACAUCCAACACAACCACUAUGCCCAGCCCCAACCUCGCUCCAUUGCCCUGUGCCCCAUCACCACCACCUUCUCCGUAGCCAACACCGACACCAUCGAAUUCUCAUGCCCACACUGUCUACGCGUAUACACAUUUCGCAUCGGCCUGGACGGUCGCUUGCGAAUCCAUCGCACUGAGACUGGCGAUCCAGUGCCUGGAGCACCCACCUACACCCACCGCACUCGCCUCUACUGCCCACACUGUCCUUGCACUUUCAGGCACCGCAUGGGCCUAUUCGGCCACAUGCGCAUCCACGACGACCUGCGGUGGACAACCGCCGGUUGCAUCGCACCAUCACACCCACCCUCCCUGCCUCACCACCACCAACACCACCCCACCACACAUCAACGCUCAACCACCGCAAGCAUCCAACUGCCACCUCCCACGCAAGUGGCAAGUGUGCACCUCGACUCGGUCUCCAUGCAGCUUCGGCUGCACAGGUGACUUGAGUCCGAGACUAUUCCGACACGUCAACCGUCCUGGAUAGGAAGGUUGCUGAUUGACGCCCCCUCCCCUCAGGCCACGCAGUUCGUCCAAUUGUGUGUGUUGUGUGGAGUGGCGGACUAGUGGGCUGGGGACGGGCUGAAACAGCACCUUCCACGGCUCUCUCACGCAAGUGAGAGACACGCCGUUCAACCCGCGUUGUGUGAAAUCUUGGUGUUUGUGUGUAUGGGGGGCCAGGUCGUGCACGUGGCGCGCGCAGUCAUGGUUAGUCGACCAUGUCAGUCACCGCGCCUAUUUCCCACUGCGGUCUGCUGAUCGGCUCGGACAGCGGCUGGGGUGUGGGAAUGGAAAUGGAGAGUGAGGUCGACGACUCAACGCACUUUCCUCACUAUAAACAAUCGGACGCGCUUGAAGCUAUCACGGUGCGCUAAAAGCCGUGGCUUGGAUGGUUGCCAACUGACGGGAUAACUUGGACCUCCUCCUUCACUGGUGGUGGUCUGAGAAUCAGGCUGCAAUGGCUACCUAUUAAUGUGGCCUUUAUGGCACCCCCACCACAGUGUGAGAUCCGAGCCAGGCGUUGGCGGCACGCCUAGGUGCGGCUUUGGCCGUGCCAGCCUCCAUUCUCUGUUGUGUUGGUGAAAAUCCUGGUCAUUUGUUGUGUGGGCCAGGGGAUGUGAUGGAAUGCCAAGGUGAGGAUCCGUCCGAGCCAUCCACCUGCGGCCUCCCCCGUUUCCGGUCUUCUUGACUUUGUCUUGACAACGGGCCCAGGCGGGGGAGGAGAAAAGAGGGUAGGUAGAUGCUACGCAAGUCUCCUGGCACUAUAAACCCCUGCGCAAGUCGCCGUCCCUGCUCCCACCGCUUCUGCUGUGGGGCACACGGUGGCCCUCAUCGAAAUCGAUGGUCGAACUGUCAUCAGUAACUUGUUGAAAAAAUUUAGAUCACUAUUUGAAAAAAUACUGUGCCAAUCAAGAGUGCUUGUAAAAUUAUUUACUAAUUCCUUGUUAAUGCUAAGCUGUACUUCUUGGCUUUACGGAAGUGGUAACUGGAAGGCGACAAGGAAUUAAUGUAUGAUCACUUGAAAAAGUUCAUGAUGGAAGUCCAUAGAUAGAGGGAAGGUGCCAUUAGCAAAAAGUAAAUGUAAUACACUAUCGUUUCUGGUCGAAGAGUGGACUAAUUGAGAUAUCUUUGAAAAGUGAAUGGCGUUUAGAAGCUUGUGGAAUUUAGGGAAGGAAGUGUGUGCCAGUCAAUUUCUGGCAAAUUAAAAUCGCCUACGGUGAUCUUGACAUCGAAAGAAGUCUCUGCAACUUUUUCAAAGAGCUCACAGUGUUGGCUUUCAUUUCCGGAGUAACAAGCAAGAUUAUAUGCACAUUCGACUGAGGCUUUCCUAUUUUGCGAAAGGAUUACCGAAACGAAAUAAAAAUUUCCGGAGAAGGAGGAAGUGUUCAGGUCAUAAGGCGACUGUGCAAGUGAGGCUCUGAUGUAAAGAAGGCAACCACCGCCGCGUCUUUCGACACGAUCUUGGUAAUAUCAACUAAGGCUAUCAAUAUUGAGUGCUGAGUCCAAAAUUAGAAAAUGAGCCUAAGACUCAGUAUUGAACAAUACGCUUGGGUCAAACUCAACAGCCACACUUCUUAGCUGUGCCAUCUUUUGCACGACUGAUCUUGCGUUGAGAGAGACAAUACUGAGCAUAUCCCUUAUAUCUAGGUUCCGCUCGUUGCUACUUAUAAAAAAGGGAGAGCUGAUGUUGGAAAAUUAAGCUGCUGGGAUAAAGCAUUGGUAGAAGACAGAGUUGCCGUGGUCAAAAUUUUUUUGACGAAUUUCCACUAACUGGAGAUGCAGCAUUGUAUGGAAAAAACAUUUGACCAGGACCGGGGAAGAGGAAUGUUGUUUUGCUGGUUCGGAAAAGUAGACGGCAUAAAAUAGGAUUUUGUGAAUUUUGAGUGAAAUAUGAGGGGUAGUUUAUGUUAGAUAACAGACUAAAUGAUUUCGAGAAACAGCUUACAUUAGGAGAAGGCCUUAUUAUUUGGGGUGUCAGACUAACAAUGGGAUUGGAAAAAUUAUCAGCAACGCUAUAUACUUGCAUUUUGCAGGCUAGUGUGCAAGUGGGCUUCACAACUGGGGUGUUUACGUUAAGUUAAGAAUUCGAGGUUGGUAAAGGUCUCCCUGAACUAUCAUCUGGCUUAUUUGACCUAAUCAUUAGGUCAGACCUGAACGGCCAGGUCCCGGGAACGGGGUAGAUUCAAUCCAGGUUUAUUAACUAAUUCAUUAUUCUGAGUGCUGGAGGUCGGUUUAGCUUCUGGGAUUGGCUUAUCUGUACUGUUAAGAUCGAGCGCCCUAGUAAAUUUGGGAGCAGCAUUUCAGCAUUCCUUGUCUGUUGGGCUUUUUGAAGUGGCGGGUUUCAACUGACUCAGUGAUUAUGUGCUCAAAUGAAGAGCUAGAUGGAACUGGGACCGCUACAGAUAGGGGGAAGAUUUGGUUGACGCCUGAUGGAGAAUCUGCUUUAAAAGGAAACGGCAGAUGAGGAAAGUUCUGGUGUGGCUUUACGUUCAUUUAUGGGGGGGGGGGGGAGAGGGAACGCUUUGUUACAGUGGAGUUUUAUCCCGACUAAUAAAAAGUUUAUUUUCCCUAAGGUAUUCAGCUGAGCGCUCCCAAUGGGAGAAAAUAAAGUCCACUUAUAUCGGCAAAAAUAUUUUGACAAGAAUUGGUGGAUUUUUGCUCCUAGAUGAAAGUCUUUUAGCUCCAGCGACCCUAAAGUUGAAGCCGCACGAAUUAAGAAAGUGGAAAGCGAAAUUGAUUGGCUGUCUUCUCUUAGGAACGUUUUUUAAAAUAAAGUUGAAACUUCGGUUGUGCCUGUCUUCGAUCUCACUAGCAACUAGGCCAGUGAAAGGCAUGAGCUUCUCACAUUGUUGAGACGCAAGUGUUGGCAACUUUCCUUCAAGAAGGGCACCAAGAACAGAAAAAAUUGAUCCAUAACGAGACAUAAAAUUGUUAAAAUUAUCCAGCGCUCCUAGGUCUAUUUUUUCAUAUGUACAAUGGGUUUUAAAUGGAGUUUAGUUUCCUUCAGAUGAGGACGAAUGGUUUCCUGAGGUUUCAUGUCGAAAAAGCAAAACAAGACUUUAGUUCAAAAGUUCCUAGUGAUGAUAGCUGCUGAAAGUACGAGGCUAUAAGGAUGAGGCAAUGUAUGAUGAAACAAUUUAUGAAAGCUAUCAAUAUUGGUGGACAAGACAGUACAAUUGAUACUAAGCAAUUUUUAUUCAUUACCAGAAUGCAAACUUGAAAAACAAACGGGUAAAUGACAACUUCGUAGGUGGCAAAAAAAAUGUGAGUAAGUUUGUAUUGGAUAAUGAGGAUAUGUAGGAUAAGUUAGAGGACAGUAAAGUUCAGUUCAGUUCAGUUUGUUGAGGGAAAUAUGCGUAAGUCUUUGAGUUCCCCAUUUGCAACGUAAAAAAUGUGUGUUAUACAGAUAAAUGUUCCGGGCUGAAAUAAUUAAAACACGCCCAUAGUGGUAGGACAAAAUGAGAACGAGUUACAGGGGGGUUAACUCUACUUCUAAUUGCUCUUGGUCCUUUCGGAACAUAAAUAUGUCAAGAUUCUUUUUAAAACUUUGUAUAGAUGGUGACAUCACAACAUCUGCGGGAAGAGCAUUCCAUGGUUUGGCCAGUCGAGCAGAGGAGGAGAACUUCCGCGCAUCCAGCAAUGCCUGCUGAGUUCGCAGUUUUAACGGUUGACCUCGGGGGUUGGCCGUAGUAGCAAAUUCAAAAAAGUCCUCGAAGUCCAGACUGCAAUCCAACCCCUUAACAAUGCGAAAGGCUUGCAAGAGAUCCCCGCGCAGUUGCCUGUAACUCAAAGGAAAGAGGUUUAGAUUUACAAGGCGGGUUGCAUAAGGAAAGGAGCUUUGACCCCUAACCAUCUUCGUGGCUCUCAUAUGGACUCUUUCGAGGCAGUUUUGAUCCUCAAUCGCCCACUGUCUCCAGGCUUGUAUGUCGUACUCCAAAUGCGGCCGGAUGAAUGCUCCGAAUGUCUGUGAGAAAGCGUCUUCGUCAAAGUCCAUAAACGCACGCUUGUUGGAGUACAGUACGGACAUUGCGCUUUUUGCCACCCUCGAACAAUGGGCGGACUGCUUUAGGGAACUCGUCGUCAGCACACCGAGGUCCUUUUGGGUUUUGACCUCUUGCAGGGCUGCACCGCCCAGAAAGUAGCCUCUUGUGCUGGCGGAUCUGGCUGUGUUGCCUAGGCGAGAUACGUUACAUUUGCCAACGUCGAACUGCAGGAGCCAACGGUUUGACCACUCCUCCAACCGAUUCAGGCUCAUCUACAGUCUGUCUUCGUCGGCAGGACCCCGAAUUACACAACAUAUCUUCAUGUCAUCGGCAAAAAAUGUUACUUCGCAGUCUAAAGCUCUUGCAGCAUCGUCCACGUAGAUAAGGAACAAAAUGGGUCCCAGUACUGCACCCUGGGGGACACCCCUGUCGACCAUAGCAGGAUCUGAUUUUCCUUGACCGAUGUACACAACCUGGUGUCGACCCAAAAGGAAGUUUUCGAUCCAUUUAAGGAAGUUGCCACUGAUCCCUAUUUUUAAGUAUAUGUAAGAGCCUCUGGUGUAGCACAGUGUCUAACGCCUUCUGGAAGUCGAUGAAGGCUGUGUGGACCGCGUGCCUGUCGUCGAGAGCUCGGGUUCAGCUCUGUAGAGAUUGAAGCACGUUUGUCGUGCAGGAUCUUCCCUUCCGGAACUCAUGCUUGCAUUUCGAUAGCUGGCCGUGAGCUUCCAUGAAUUGCAUCAGUUUACUCUUUAUGAUCUUUUCCAUAACGUUGCAGAGAGUGCAUGUCAAGCUUAUGGACCUGUGAUUUUUCGUCGCUGCCCUGCUACCUCCUUUGUAUAGCGAAGUAAUAUGCGCCAGUUUCCAAUCGAAAGGAAGUUUUCCAGUGUCAAAUGACGUUUGAAAGAGCAUCGGCAAAGGCACAAAAAGCUCACUGGCAAGUUCCUUGAGAGGCUUGGGUGGAAUCUCAUCUGGUCCUGGCGACUUUGAUUCGUUCAAUGCCUCUAAUUCUCUUCGAACAAUGCAUUCUGAGAAGAGCAUAUCACUGACGCCUGGGGUCGGCAGUUCUUCUGUGGAGGUAGGAAGGAACCUUGCCUCGUUUGUGUAGACUGAUUGGAAAAACUGUGGAAAAUACGCAGCUUUAUCCCUGCUAUCAGCAACCUCAACGCCAUCAGUAGACCUUAUGAAGGGGAUUUGAUGCCUGUCCCUUGUACUUCGUCGAAGGUAACUGUGGAGUAAUUUUUGGUUCUGCGUUUUUUUUGCAGCAAGUUCUUCUCGAAUUCUCUUCGCGUCUUUAUGAUCAGGUUUCUCAGUUUGUUCGUCUGUGACUUGUAGGUGUUGAAAUAUUCAACUUGCCUUGUGACGCGCUAUUUUUUCCACAAUUUGUGCUUCCAGUUGAUUUCUUUCUUAAGUUUGCUAUUAAGCCACCCAGGGCGUUUGUUCAGUCUUACACUAGUCAGUGGGCAGUGAUUUUUGAUGAGCUGCAAAGGGAUAUUCUUGAACAGCUCCCAGUCAUCGUUGGCAUUUUCCGUAAAAAAUGUGCUUCAGUCGAGACCGGAUAAGUCUGCCCUCAUCUGAUUGAAGUCGCCUCGCCAAACAUUGCGUCCUUUUUGGUCUGGAGUAUGUGAAAUGGAGAAUAACGAAUAAUCCCACAUAAGCACUACAUGAUCACUUCUGCCAAGGGGCGGCAUGGAGAUGAUCUUGUCUAUGCUGUCUGAUGGUUUCGUAAAAACCAGAUCCAGGCAGUUUGUCCUUUUUCCUUCACGUGUUCUCGUUGGGAACAUUACAUGUUGUGUUAGGGACGCCUUUACUGUUUUGUUCAGUAGACGGUAAUCGAAUAAAGAUUUUGGACCUGACGCUUGGAGGGUGUUCCAGUUUGCUCCUGGUGCGUUGAAGUCGCCCAUGAUAAUGAUGUUAGGUCGACUGGAAAAUUUAUCCAAGUGCUGCAAUAGCUGACUGUCGGUGAUUUGGUCUGUCCUAGGUGUUCGGUAGACAGUGAGGACAUCGAGACACGGGGAACCGGUAGCUUUGAUGGUCAACCAAAUAGCUUCCGUGGCGCACGAAAACUUGGUGGUGUUUUUCGACACUGCCAGGCCCUCAUUUUGCAUACACAACUAUACUACCACCCUGACGAUGUUCCCUAUUCCUCGGAUAAAUUUGGUAUCCAGGAAUGGCUACUUCGCUAUCGCUGAUACUCCCGGACAGCCAGCUCUCGGUUACUGCGAAAACAUCUGAAGACAGCUCGGCAAGGCAAAAUUUUAGUUCGUCUAGUGUCGAUAUGAGGCUUUGGGCAUUCGUGUGGAAGCACCUCAGUUUUGCAACUGCCGAAAUUCCCGUUGACUUUGUCGCUGUUUUCAGCAUUACUCCGUUAUCUCGGACGCCAUUUGCUCUGGGAUCUUCCAUUUUCUGAUGGGUUCCAUUAAUAUCCAUUGCUUCAGACAGAUCACUGGACGUUACGGGCUUACUUGUGCUGUCGCCUUGAGCAGGUGGUUCCACGAAGGUGUUUGUGUUAGCUGAGCAGCUGCCCUCGUUCUUAGUAUUACUGGCUGCUUCCACUGAAACGGCAUAUAUUUCCGUACUACCUUCCCCUUGAAGACAGCCAGAUUGUGUUCGCCCUCCGUCAGUCUUAAUUUUAACCCCAAGACGAGUUCCCAACGUUUCAGCCGUUCCGCUGGUGAAUAGUCCAGUUGAAAAAAAAGCCUGUUUGUAUGUGUUUCUGAGGACGGUUUUUUGGAGAGGAUCAACUUGAUUUGCUCUUUGUUCCCCAGCAUAAUAUUGAGAGGGCGAGGUGGUAGUGCUGCUGUCCUGUCUUCACUCCUUUUCCUAUCCGGAAUGCCUCCAGAACCUUUAUUUCCAUGUCUGCCUGGAGUAACCGAUUUAGUAGACCAUUGAAAGAAGCCAGGCCCUCAGAGACACGGUCUUCAGGUCUGACUGCAUUCGAUUUCGACAAACCCUGAAUAACCAGACACUGCUGGCGAUCAUGGUUCUCCUUAAUUUGUCUUUCCGGUGAAUUCGCUGCAUGUGGGCGAAGACAAUUUACGGAGUCGUCGCUUGGACGCACACUUUUGCUGUCUACCAACUGUCCCAAGCUACCCAUCAGGGCUGGUUGUGACUUCAGACUCCUGUCAUGACGUUUCCCUCUCCCCUCUACCACGGGUUCAUGUCUUCGCACUCAGAUACGUGCUCUGUAGUGCGCUCGGGGUGGUUGAAAGAACAAGAGGGCAACAGUAGACUGGAUGAAUCAGGUAUAUCGUCUCCAGGAAAAAGGGAAAUCCCGUCACUUACAGCGAGAGGCUUAGGCGAGAUGGCUUCCGCGCCAGGUAAUUUUUUUGUUACAUCGCUUAAGACAUCUCAGGAUCAUCUCAGGGAUGAAAAAAACGCGAUGGUAGGAGUCUGAAGUCAUAGCUAGCUCGGCAGACUUAUCAGACACCAAAAGUUUGACUUCAAGCUAGGACUCCGUAAAUCGACUUCGUUCUCAUAGAAAGAACUCAACGAAAAGACAAAAUUAAGAGUACCGGGACCGCCAACUGUAUCUGGUUAUUCAGGACUUGUCUGAAUCGAAUGUAGUCAGGUCCGAAGACAGUAUCUCGGAGGAUCUUGCCUCUUUUCAUGGUCUACUGAACCAAGCUCUCCAGGCAGACAUGGAAACAAAAGUCCUGAAAGUACCCUGGAUCGGAAAAAGGAGUAAAGACAGGACAGUAACACUACCACCUCGUGGUCUCAAACUUAUGCUGGAGAACAAAGGAUAAAUUAAGUUUAUCCUUUCCAAAUGCCAACCUCAGAAGCUCACGUAAACAGGUUUCUUCGACCGGACUACUUCUCAGCCGAACAACCGAGACGCCGGGAACUUGACCCGAAAUUAAAAGUGAGUCUGACAGGUCCUAAACACAACCUGACUAUUUUCAAUGGAAACGUAUUUCGCAAAAGUAUGCUGUUUCAGUAGAACCUGCCAGUAAUACUAAGAACGACGGCAGCUACUCAACUAACUCAGACACUUUUGUGGAACCGGUCGACAAAGCGGUGGCACAAAGAAGCCCUUAAUACCCAGCGUUCUGACCAAAGCAAGGCACGUUAGUGAAACCCAUCAAUUAUCGGAAAAGGUCAGCGAAAAUGAUGUCUGCGACAACGCAGUAAUGUCCACAACAGUGACAAUGCCGCCGGAAAUUUGUCAGGCUCAAAAUUGUGGUGCCUAUAUACCAUAUCCAAAGCAUCAUAUCGAAAUUUGACGAGCUAAAUGUUUGACUGCCGAACGGUGUUCGGAUGUUUUAGCAGCGACCGAAACCUGGCUGACCGGGAAUCUUAGCGAGAGCGAAAUAGCCUUAACUGGAUACCGAAUAUUUCGGGGGGACAGAGAAGAUCAUCAGGGUGGAGGCAUAAUUGUGUAUGCGAAAGAAGACCUGUCAGUGUCGAGAAAUAACGCCAAGUUUGCCUACAGCAUGGCAGUAUUUGGUUGAGCAUCAAGGCUACUGGUCUCUUAUGUCUCGAUGUUCUCACUGUCUACUGAUCACCUAGGACGGACCAAAUCGUCGACACUGAUCUUUUGGAGCAGUUGGGGAAAUUCUACAGUCGACCUAGCAUCAUGAACAUGGGCGACUUCAACACACGAGGAAGUAACUGGAAUGCUCCUCGCGCGUCAGUUCAAAAAUUGACAUUUGACUACCAUUUGCUGCACAAAACUUCAAAGGCGCUCCCUACACAUCAUGUUAUGUGUCCUACGAGAACACGGGAAGGAUAAAAAGCUGUCUGCACAGAUCUGGUCUUUGCAAAACCUAAGACAACAUAGGCGAGGUUAUCUCCAUGUCGCCCUUGGCCGAAGGGACCAUGUAGCGCUUAUUUGUGAUAAUUCGUUAUCUUAAUUUUGCAUACUCCAGGCCAAAAGUAGGCAACAUCUGGCGGGCGACUUCAAUCAGAUAAGGACAGAUUUAUCCGGUCUCGACUGAAGCUGAACGUUUACGGAAAAUGCCAAUGAUGACUAGGAAAUGUUCGAGAAUAUCUUUCUGCAGCUCAUCAACGACCACUACCCAAUGACGAGUUCGAGACAGAAUAAGCGGCCUGGGUAACUAAAUAGCAACCUAAGACAGAAAUUAUCACAAAGCAUAAAUUGUGAUGAAAGUACGGGUGACGACUGGAUGUCACCUACGCCUCGCAAAAGUUGCUGUAAUGUGGAGGGAAAGACCGGAAUUACAGUUGGAUCACGUGAUUAGCCCCGCAUUGUCAUGAGGGGGGCCGAUAACAACAGUGACCCUAUUCCCUCUCUGUACUCCCACUUCCACUCGCAUGGCUGAAUACCCUCCCGUGCAGACUUGACGAGGCUUCGCAAGCCUGAACCCUCUCAUUUAAUAAUUUCCGCCUCAUUUCCAUGCCCACCGGCAUGUGAGCUCAAGGCUCCGCGGUUUCAUUUACCUAUCACCUUUCAUCCUUCUAGGUCGUUUACUAAUUGAGUAGUUUAUCCAUAUAAUGUGCAAUGACCGUAUACAGUUAGGUGAGAGGUCGCGAAGCUUUACGAAGUCAGUGGAUUCAGCAUGCUUAUUCGCCCUGGCUUUAUUCAAAAUCGGCUCUGUUCAGGGGUGCAAAGUGCAUCUCAAAUACCCGUGAAUCAAGGCUUCGAUUUCUCUUCCUACACGUAUUUUGCGUGCUCUUGUAGCUACCCCUAAUCCAACAUAGCCAUAAUCUCUCGAAAAAUAUGUCAUUUAAACUAGGAAUUUAAUCACUCAGCCUUAAAACAUUCUAUGAAUCAUAGUCUCGCAUUAGAUUGGUCUAACUACAUAGGCCUUGUUCUACUACACUGUUGUUAUUGCUGAUUGUUCGGUUCUGCCGCAUGUUCCAAGUUUGCAGGUGACUGUGGAUCUGGUUCGGCUGUCCGAACUUCCGAACGAUGCCCUAUUUAGCUGUUCUUUACUCGUUAGUUCUGUAGCCUUUUUCUGUAUCUAUUUUAAAUAUCCAGUGACCUUUUCUGCCUGCCCUGAUGGUAGUUUUUGAGCGUAUUCAUGGCAGAAAAAGCUGGAACAUUAGCUGAGAUAUUUACGCAAAAAAAGACUCCAGAGGUUGCCAGUCCAUGUCGUGGCUGGGAUUAUUAUAUGACUGAAAAGAGUCGAAAUACGGAGCUGGCAGCUUGCCCGUGCGCGCAUACACGAAAGCAUCAAGGUGUUCUCGCCACGGUCUGCCAGUUAGUGUUCUUGUAAAUUACUGUUAUAACCGUGUGUCAUUUCCGGCUUCGGUUGUUCGGGCGUCGGACGUACUUUGGUUUGACAGCAAACACCAUCUACCUAAGUAUUCGAUUGCUUGUGUUUUUGUUUGUGUGUAACUGCCUAAAUGUUUCUAAGAGGAUCAAAAAUAUCUUUCGGGAGGUGUUUCGCACUUACCAUGUACGAUAAGGUGAGAUUGCAGGCCGUCCAUCCGUAUACAUCGUUACCCAAUCUUAAAGUGUUCAUGAAAGACAGGUCUUUAUAUCUACGAACACUUUCAGGAAGUACGAUUGCUUAUAGGGCUUAAUGCAUGUGAGGCACGUCUGCGCAGCGAAAUGUUGCAAUAGCAGGUGACGGACGACGUAGAAGGUUUGUAAGUUUUUUACUUAACGAGCACCACAUGCUACUUUAAUUGCCAGAGUGGACGGCAGUGCCUAUUCAUAGAAAGAUGCACCAGUAAUAAAGGCGCACAAUCAAACACGGAACGGUUACAUUGGUUAGUGGGUACGCUGAAUGGGAAAGGGUUAAGUAUUGUAGGAGUAGCGAAGCCUGCCAGCUGGUGGAAAUGACCCUCAACAUCCUUGGGAGCUUGACAACAUGUUAAAUCCGAUUAGAUCUAUGCCUUUAUCCCUAUUUAUCAAGACAAACGUUGGGAUUUUAAACCCGUCUCUCGAGUUUGCUGCAGGUUGAUAACUAUACUGGCAGAAACGUUCGAGGGAGUGGCCUCAAGUUGACUUGUCAGUAAGAGACCUAAUUAGCGAGCUGAGUGCCACAUGACCCAUUAGAAGCCAUCGUACGUUUCAAGUUAUUUUCGAGCGUUACUGCAGUAGACGUGCUACCUUGUGAGAUGUUAAUCGAAAUUCUGAAAUUUGUUUUCGAUUCGAAAAGACUGCUUAAGUAGGGUUGUAACAUAAAUUAUCCUGCGACUUAAUACCAAGGUAACCCAGUCACGUCAAGAUACAGACUUUCGAACGAGCUCUCUAUUGACUGCUUGCAUAAACUACAUUCCGUGAGAAACGACUACUUAAGUAGCAUGAAUUUUUCCCUUUGAUUUACUAUGUCCUUAUAAAUUCUAAUAUACCUCAUAGAAAACAAACACAAAGAUACUCUAUCUUUUACCCAUUUGGUGGCAAAUGACGUAUUGUGCAAAUUUCAUCCUUCGUUAAUUCUUUAGUGGUCUUUACUUCAGCUGCGGAGGUCGUUCUACGUGGACUGUGGGAUAUGGUAGGGGAUACAACGCGCUGUCAGAUUAGGUUCAUGGAAUCUUCUGUAGUCUUACUUUUUCAGUGUACCGACUAAAUCCACUAGACGUGCGUAUCCUGUGUCGUAGCCGGAUUCGUGCUGAUGCAUUUCAAUCAGGUCGUCCCCCACCCGUUGAGACGACGGGUUGCUGACGGGUGAGAGCCCAGGACUUAACCCUGUCCUUUCUGUUCACUUUCGUCCUUGACAAAUUGGCGACGAGGUCUACCAGUCGACUACCGGAUAAUAGGUUCGAUGAGGAAGGGAAACUAUUCAAAAGGAACGUGUGAUUGAGGAAUUAGACUACUACUCAAGCACGUCCUUCACGUUUAAUGGCAAUGUUUGUGAGCAAAUCUAGGGAACCUCAAUAAGAUUUCGGAUCACUGGUCACCUCUUUGAGGCUGUUUUGCAGAGAAAGCUAAAUUUCUGAGUGUGCUACGCAGGUGACGCUUCUGUCAUCUUACGCUGAGACUUUAAAGAGACCUUAAUGGCUACAUUCGUUAGGUCCCAAUAUUUUCCCACCUUAUGUACCUAUCGACAUCUCAGGUCUUACCUACUUCUUCGGCGACUCCAUCGAAGCGCAACUCAGGUUGCCAGAUGCUUCUUAAUGCCACCGUCGUCUCCUAAAAUGCGCCGGACUUCUUCAAACUCUUUGAUCAACGUGUUUUUGAUCUUUUUACUCGUUCAUUUUCGGUUUGCGAGGUAUUACCUUCCAAAAAUAGGUCUCUACGUUUGUCCUAUCUUUUUCCACAGGCAAAAUGCUUCGUAGCUUACACAGAUGCUACUUUGAGGAGCACACUUUCGUGGCCGCUACCCACACGCAUGAGUCCAUCCUUGCAGCUUCCAAUGACAACUUUGUCCACCUUGAUAUUCAAACGCUGCAUCCGUCCGUUCACAAACGUUCUACCUCUGAAGGGCUCGUUGGCGUCGAUGCUGCUUCCUCCGCCCAUCGUUUCAUGUCUUGCACCGAAUCUGGUGUGGUCUCCCUCCUCGAUCUACGGUCGAAGAAUUGUGAGGUAAGUUGCAUGAACCUCCCACCAUGCGCGGCAAGUAUUUGCAUUUACACUGCAUCAGCAUGCUCAGGAAUGUCCGACGGGGAGGCGGGUUACCCCUUGGCCUAGCUGCUGGCCACUGGGCGUGUCCACGGGUGGUGGAUAGUGGAGCGGCCAUCAGCGAGGGUUGACUGCGGAAUCAGCAGACUCUCGGGCUUGGCGAUUAAGCCGUCAUGGUCAAGCACCGUGCAAGAGCACAGCGUCAGAGAUAGUAGCAACAGCAGAACGAACGACAAUUAUAGGGCGUGCCAGCCAAUCAUCGAUUGAUUGCGCAAGACUGGAGGUGUCUGCUCAGGGCUCUGUACGUCGGCGCCAGAUCGAUAAGUCGGCUGACUGAGUUCUAAUCCGAGGCCCAGGCUUCAAUCCAUUCUCGGCCCGUUUUGUUUCCGGCGUGGGCGAUUAUCCCGGUCACUGCGAUGUUAAACUCAUAACCGUUUCAUAGGUGUGGACGGCCACUUGUGAUAAUUCGUCGCCAUGUCGCACAACCAACUUAUAUUUAUGUAUGCGCGAUUCCAGCAUGCAUUGGAGUUGACAGGGUUUAUAAGUGUCUCAUUAGUUCUUAACAUCCAAAGCACGUAUUUUCGGUAAUUUGUCAUCAGGCCCAUGAAAGCACGUGUUUUGAGUGUCAGUAACAAAUGACACACUUAUAAGCCCUGUCGACUUCUCAUAUUUUCAUUCUCCAUGUACCGGUAUGGGUCUGAGGAGGAAUUGCCGAAAACAAGUGCUUUAAAUAUUAAUAACCUAUGCUGCGCUUCUAAGUAGGUUGCCAGUUCACUUAGUGUGAACAGUCAAUGUAUUGUCAUGAAACAACCAAUCACCGGGUGGGCGGGUUCGGGAAGACGGGUUGCCCGUUAGCCCAGCUGCUGGCUACCUGGCGCGUCCUGGAUAGUGGAGCGCCUUCAGAGAAGGUUAACUGCGGAAUAAGCAGACUCCCGGGCUUGGCGAAUAAGCAGUCGCGGACCAGCAGCGACAGUGCUACCAGGGCGCGGAGGGCUGUCUGUCAUGCUGAAAGUUUUAUAAUAAAGCCGCAAAGCCAGUUGACAUGUCGGCAGUGAACCGCCAUGAAGUAAGUUUGCUUGUCACCACGGCCUUGUGUUUAGUUUCUCGAAUCAAACUGCUAGUGCAACAAUCCUAACGUCUGUUGGAGACCCGUCUGUACUCAAAAUUCCCAAGAAACCGACUACGGUAAUACGGUCCAUGCGUUCGCGGAAAUCGACGUGCUCCUCAACCAGCCAGACUACUCAAUCAGGAACAGACUCUUGGUAUUGGAUGCUGUAAUGUGCAAACGUUGCUGGACCCAAAGUCUGACGGCGCACAGUCUUCGUCAGCGCAGUGUGGAGGUCUGCUGGCUGUCUGCAGUCCAAAUCCCUGACUCAAGUGCUCGGCAAAUAAAGAUCCGGGGAGUCAAUACCCACUUCACCCUGUACGACGGCGACUCUUCUGGUAAGCGAGGUGUGGCGAUCGCCCUCACGCAAUGAGCGAACUGCUCACUACUUGCUUGGGAACUAGUCAGUGACCGAAUGGCCUGUGUGACACUAAUGGAUGAAUUUACCAACAACGCUGUCGUCUCCUUGUACGCACCAACACCAGCCGCCGAACAGCGCGACGAGAUUUCUUACUCGUAGUUGCAAGCGUUAGUUGGAAGACCCCCACUGGGGUCAGGGAUGACCGAACUGGAUCUGGCGGCCCUUCCACCGGUCACCUGAUUAACCGCUUUGGGCUUUAUUCGUGUUUCAACAAUGGUGAGAGAAUCCUGAACAUUGUCGAUCAGAACUGAUUGUCACCAGCAGGUGCUUCCGGCAUCGCCACAAACGUCUGCUGAGCUGAUGUUUAAACGACAGCCAUACGGGCAGUAAGAUUGACUACAUUCUAGUCAGCUCCAAUUUCCGCAGCUGGGUCCACGACAGCAGGUCGGUGUGUGGUGCCGAAACUGGUAACGUCCAUGGGUCUGACCACGGACGGGAAUACAGUGUCGCAACACUUAGAAUUUUCCCCCACCAGCCUGUCUUACGGGCGGACUACUACUACUACUACUACUACUACUACUACUAAUACUACUACUGCUACUACUACCACUACUAUCGCUGUUACUACUAAUACUACUACCACUGGCGGGAAUACAGUGUCGCAACACUGAAUAAAACUUUUUCCCCCGUCUACCACCACUGAUACGGCGAAUACUACUAAUAAUCCUACUAUUAGCACUACUACUACUACCACCGCCACCACGGCUGCCAAUGCUACUCUACCAACGCUUACAGUAUGGGUAACUAACUGCAAUAAUACUAGCAUCAGUAACGGAGUGUUGCGACACUGGUAUCCAACCUGACCACGUUCUCGUUCGCACACACCUGGAAGUUAAUGCCUCAUCUGCGCUCAAAAUGGCGCGUGCAGGACGCCUCGAUACCGCAAAAAUUAGAUAACUUACAACUGUCUUCGCGCUUUAAGACUCGAGCUGGCGAGGAAGGCGAUGGCAUCAGUCCAUAGGGCAGCUGAAAAAUUCCUGGACUCACCAACACCGCAGUGACUGGGUCAGCGGAAGGACUCUCCAGUCGUCUUACCUUGUUUAAUUUCCAAGGAAAUGCGCAAAUUCGGGGGAGAUUCGUCGGAACAGACCUUUUUAGGCUCCACUUGUCUGCCCAGACAGUUAGAGUUCCGCCAACCCCGGAAAUGUCCACAAAGUCGGCAAGGGAUGACUGGAAAAAAGUAUUGGGUUGAAACAGCGACAGCAAGCCUCCAACUUUGUUGCCACGAAAAUCCUACCAAAUUAUCAGUCAAUCUAGUGGUAGGCCCUCGACACUUAGUGACGGCUUUAUUGCUGACAAUUCAGCCAAGGUCGUUCUGUGGUUUGAGCACUUCGAGCACCAUCACAACUUCGAUACCCAACCCACCUCGCCCUUGCUCUCCUCUGCAGCGAAGUUUUGUCCCUUUCUAUGCUGUGCCAUGCGACCCCUCUCCUGCGAGAAAAGUCGCCGAUGAAAUGCAGAAACAGCACAAUAAAAAGGCACCCGGCAAGGACGGUAUUCCCGCUGAAAUCUACAAGUCUCGUGCCGAGACUGACGUUCGGACUCCAUGAGGCGAUUGAGCAAGCAUGGAAAGAUGAGGUAUUUCCCAAUGACCGGGGCUCGGACAUCUCUGUACCCGUCAUUAAGAAAGGAGAUAAGACAAAGUGCGAAAACUACCUCGACAUAAGCCUCAUCGACGUUGUUGUGAAGGUCUUCACUGUUGUCCUCCUCAAACGAUUCCAUCCUGUGCCUGACACUAGGAAGACGCUCAACCAAGCCAUAUUCCGAGCUGGGUAUGGAUAUGCCGACUAAGUAUUCACACUGAGGUUCAUCCUGGAAUUCCACGGUGACUACUGACAACCGACGACCGUCUACUUUGUUGCCUUCGCCGCUGCGUUUGAUCUCAAUCGUGAGUCCCUGUAGCGAAUAAUGGAACCAGAUGGUGCGCCGGCCCAACUAUUGCUCCAUCAUAAAAAGCUCUCUCAACCAUUCGAUAUCUAAUCCGUCGAUCGACAAUGUUGCAUUUUGUCGCCUUCUGUCUGUGAUGUCUCGGGUGGAUGGGGUCGCUACAUCGUUCGGUUUAUCCAUAAACGCUGGGAAGACCAAACUGUUCUCGAGCCGCAUCCCUGACUGGGAGAAGGCACCCCUUGGGAUUUGUGUCUGUUAACUUGAAUAAGUAAGGUUUCCAAUGCUCGGGGACGAUGCAGCUGACCAAUGGACUGUCAUCCGAAUCGAUGCUGCUUGCCGAUAGACCCGACGCGACAUAUCCAUUGCCACAAAUAUCCGCGUGCGCCAUGCAACUGACCGAUCAGUCCUCCACGGUUGUGAAUGUUGGGCUUUGCAUGUAGAAGAUGAGCUAAGACGGGAAGUAUUUGACGACCAGCCGAGCAUUGCGGCUAGGUCUGUAGAUAUUUACAUAGUGGUGUCUAACCAGAACGAUUUGGAUUGUACGUUUACGGAGCAGACAGGCGUUGAGCGAUAGGGCGCAAUUUGCUGUGUAUUGGCAUAUCUAAUUGCUGCUAUUGAUAGCUUUGCAAGGUACGCGAAGAUGCUCUAUAUGUGGCAGUUCACACUCACUGCGAGGAUGUCUCAGGCCAUCCAGAAAAGGCGGCUGAGGUGAUUUGGGGACGUCCUCCGUCAUCACCAUUAGCGUCCUCGAUCUGGUGUCGUUGCCCAUCAGGAGGCAUCGAACAGGAGGUCAACUCAAGGCCUGGCUCAACACGCUUCAUCAAGACAUGGAGGCGGUUCUUGGACCUUCUGUAUUCGGUCGCUGGAGAAGAAAAUGGGUCGAACUGUCCAGAUCCGCUGCCGCAAAUGGUCGUGAAUGGAGGGGUGCAAUACGUGACAUCAUCGAGGCCCGCCAGAUCGGCCAUGAUCGCAGCCGCACCAAGUACAAGCACAUGAACGCUUGAUCAUAGGAGAAACUCCCUCUGUAUGGCGCAGUCCGCAACGAACCGAGUGUGUAAGGGGCAUGAACCGCUACGCCUGUGAUAUGAGAACUAUGUCUAACUGAUGUUUACUGUUGCAACCAAACGGCAGAACCUUAUCGCCAGGCCAAGAAGUUCUUGUCCCGCCGACGUAGGUGGUCGAAUCAGUCCAACGGUCCUCCUUCCUCCUCGUACUCUUCACCUCUCUGCACCUUUACUCUUAAAAAUCCCGGCUUGCCUUCCGCUUACACUGCCAACAGCUUUUGAAACCCACCUCAUAGCCGACAGUUCUAGCAUGAUGUCACUCUGUGUGUGGUUCCACCUCCGGUCUUCUUGACGCUGUCUUGACACUGGGCCCAGGAGGGUGAGGAGGAGAGUUCAGCUCAAGUCGCCGUCCCUGCACCCCCCCCCCAUUCGGUGUGUCGGCAACGACGGUCGACCUGUCGGCAUAAAAUGCUUCUGAUGGGCUUCACUGAAUGGCGCCUAGACCAUGCGUUUUUAACUUCGUCUUGCGCACUAACCAGGUCGGACUUCGCAGUCGGACAACGAGUGCCGGUGAGUUUUGUUGGUUUCCUGUUGGGAGGGCGUCUGCUGUCUCUUCUCCCAUGUCGCAGCCAGUGUCGCAGGCAUUCGUCUUGCUUUUGUUUCCUACCGUUGCGCCGGUUAGCGGCCUUAUUUUCCAAAUCUUGAGGCCCGCAGUUUCUGCUUGCACCUUAUCUGUUUCGUCUUCAGUCGGUCGGGUAGAUGCGUUCCCCCAGGCACUUCGAUUGGUGACCGCGUGUGCCUACUUAAGUCAAAUAAGUAGGCACCCUGUUAGAGUCUGGUUCAGAGGCUUGAGAGGGGAUACGUCAUUCCGUGUCCAACUAACAUGCCGCCUUUUUCUCGCCGUCGAUGGCUUUUUCUGCCGCUCAUUCAAGCCGUUUGGGACCGCAAUCGCCUUCAAGAGGACGUGAAAAUGAACUCGUGACGUCUGCUCUCCAUCACGCUUCGCCAUAUUGCCACUUGCCUGGGCGUUCGCAUAGGCUAGUACGCUUCAACAUGCGAUGGACCUGUGCUCUGAAAACGGACAGCGCUUCUGCGCAUACACUAAGCACUGGCCUGUAUGACAUGUGAUAGAUUGCGCUUUGCGAAGAGGGAGACACAGUCUCUGGAACAAGGAUUUUACUAACCUGACGUUUCGGAUUCUCACACGGAUCCAUCAUCAGAGGCAGAGUCAGGUAGGGGUAGUGGAUUGCCAAGGUGUUGCAGUGUUUAUAGGAUGUCGUUGCCUAGCCGCCGCAUACCUACCACAGUUGGCUGCUCCCGAGUGCCUCACGGCUUGAUUGGCCAGGUGCUGAAGUAUGGAGUUAUUGUGCGCCCGUGUACCGGUCAAGAUUAUCGGCUCUCACGCUCAUCGCGCAUAGUCGAGUUGCUGACUGCUGGUUUUUUAACAUCCGUUUCGACUAUUGGGCAAUUUUGCUCGACACCAGGAAUAGUGGUCAUCUCACAUCUUCGAUUUGACGUUAAGGACGGUACCCCGGCGAUCUCUAUGGAGGAUUGAAACCGAUACCCAAAGCUUUGAUUAGAUGCACUGAGGUUCAGCUGCAAAGUAUUGAAGAACAUGACCGCACUAAUGCGUUUACUGGUGUGCAGUAAGGUUUAUCACUAGUUAUUGUGGGUAUAAAUGUGUAGAUCAUCCGCAGAUGGAGGGAAUUGCACAUCUAUGGCUUACGUUAAUAGCGGGAACACUCAUAUUUAGUGCUGGUCUUGUCACUGGAGCUCAAUGGAUGUGGUCAGUUAUACCAGUGCUACGUAGGCUUCCGUUGCCACAAUUAAAAUCACCUACAAGCCCGCCUCAUCUUUACUUAAAUUAUCCAAAUCAAUGACGACGAACGAACUACCGACUUCCAGCUCGGACACCGCGUUUGCGACUUAAUUCCUUAGUCAACGACAUUGAACAAAACCACAUUUCUCAUCUCCCGUAGUUCUGUUAAGCCCUGCAGUUUAGUUUUUUGAGCAAAGUAUUUUUCGGACGAUUUUUGCAUUUGGGAAGACUGGUUUCAUAUCAAAUCUUAUUUUAGGCCAUUGUUUCGCCGCCGGGUAGCGAAAGCCUCCCACGUCCAGUCAACUUUACAUGCUGUGCUAUAGAGCAUACUUCGCGCUACCUUUGCGCUGGGACAGACAAUGUCGAAGACUGCGCUUUCUCGAGGAAGAGGCAGAAAUUAGAUGUGGACGAGCCUCGGGCCCACAUUCUGGUUUGGGAUGCCCGCCGUCUCUCUCAACCCCUCGCGAUUCUCUCUGAUGUACACUCAGACUGUGUAACCCACCUCUCCUUCGAUAACACUUCGCGGCUGUUGAGCUCCUCGGAGGACGGUCUCGUCUGCAUCAGUGAUGUCACAGUUCCUCCCGACGACGCCCUUCUUCAGGUGAGCCUAUUUGGUGCUCCUUUGGCUAGACAAGGAUGAAGUUAUAAAAUGCGUCCUACUGAUGCCAUAUAAGUAGCCAUUAUUUUUCAACAGGUUUUCAAUGCCGAAGCGCCGGUCAAGUACUGCGGCUGGUUAUCGCCUGCCAAGGCGGUCGACUCCGGCGUCUACAGUUUGAGUAAUAUGCAACUGAAGUUCCAGUGUUGGCCCUGGGUACCCCCGGAGGCAGAAACAUCAGCAAGUGUGGAGGACGUUUGGCGCAAAGUGAGACGCACCUACCACGACAAAACUCUGCUCUCGGCCGUCCGACUGCCCGACACAUUUGCGCGUCUGCCUACGGAACGAGAGAUUCCUGACUUGCCUCAGCAGCCGGUGAUCUGCCUGCUAAGCACAGCUGAUGAUCGUUGCAACCUCAGAGUGUCUCUCUUACGACCGGGCACCUCCACAUACAUUGCGUCGCACGGGAUGCAGUCAAAAACGAUGAGCACAAAGUCGGACAUAUUCUAUGCUGCAUUUCUGGAUUCCAAGCCGAAACAUACCCUAGCCGUCAGUCGGCAUUCAGUUCAUCAUCUUCAAUUGAAUGUUUUUUGGUGA